AUGGGCCGAAAGAAGGGGAAAAAGAGCGAUGCUCACGUCGCUGUAACUCAUGACUCUCCAGCCCUUUAUGAUACCAUUACUUUAGUCAAAUCAAGAGAACUACAGAUUCAAGAAUUGGAAGUAUUACAGGCGAUAUAUGACCGAGAUUUGAUCAUGAAGAGCUCUACGCCAUUAUAUACCUACAUCUUUGUCAUACAAUUGCUGUGUGAAGCCACACCUGGUGCAUCUACGACAGCUCAAGUACUGCUGCAUUUUGAUUUACCACGAGCGUAUCCAAUGAAGCAGCCACCAAAUAUUACAGUGGAAGCCAAGCACGGAUUGUCCGACACGGAGACACAGAAAUUGGCGCGUGGGAUGGAGAAACUCGCGCUAGAGAAAGUGGGUGAUGCGGCUGUGUACGACCUCGUAGUUUUCGCGACUGACUUUAUCCAAGAUCAUUUGAAGGACCAAUCGUCAUUUUUUGACCAGAUGGUGACUCGACAACAGCAUAGAGAGACACAGGAUAAGCUAGUGAAGGACGCAUUGCUACUGCAACAAGAAGAACAGGCUCGAACAAAGAAUGAGGAAAUUCUGGCACUUAUUGAUGCUGAGAGGAAGAAAAGAGAGACGUUGAAGAAGACAAAGCGGAGACGGAGGAGACACCGGUCUAGUAGUAUUGACGGAGAGUUUGGUGGUAGCGAAGGUGAGAGUCUGUCGUGUAGUGACGAACAACAGACAGACGCGAGUUCCAAACGAGACGAAAGUGUGUCGGACUCGGGUGAGUCGGACUUGGACGCAUUGGCAGAUGGAAGACGAUAUUGCUCCAGAUAUCAAGGUGAUUUUAAGGAGCUAGGACUGCUGGGACGCGGAGGAGGAGGAGAAGUAGCAAAGGUACGUAACCGUCUGGAUCGACAGCUUUACGCUGUCAAGAAGGUUAAGCUAGAUCCGAACGACAAGGCAAUGAAGAAGAAGAUAUUGCGUGAAGUACAGACGAUUUCACGAAUGCAGCAUCGGCACAUCGUGCGGUACUUUCAGGCGUGGAUUGAAGGUGAAAGUGGACUGUCUAGCGAUGGCGAAGAGGGUUCCAAAUUGGAGGACAGCGACUUGAGUGACGGAGAGAAUAUGUUGAGCGGCGGCAUCAUAAGUACGAAAGACGAUUUGUAUGGCAAUGCAAGUCUUUCGUCUAGUCUUGAUGAUGGAUUGGGGCUAAUGACGUCUACAGACGAAGAUGAUGAUGACUGGCUAGGCACGAUGGGUAGUAGCACGGGGCUGCGGCCGGCAUCGUCAUCUCGCUAUACUCUCAGGAGCCUGUGUAGUAGAAGCCAAACAUCUCAGCUAUUUUCGCAUAGAUUUGUGUCCGGGAGUUGUCUUGAUGAUGACUUUGAGUGGGAAGCGCUGGAAGAAGCUCCGAUGCAAGAAUUUGACAUUAGUGGCGACGGAGGUGCUGGAUAUCACUGUACAACACAGACUUAUAUACAUCCUGAGCUUGUAAGUAAGAGAAAGCUCGAGAAAUUGUACAUUCAGAUGGAGUUUUGCGAGGGAAAUGCUCUGAGAGAGGUGAUAGACAAGGGAUCUUUAUGGAAAGACACUGACAAGAUCUGGACAAUGUUUCGCCAAAUCCUGGAGGCGCUUGUAUAUAUUCAUCGUCAGGGCAUCAUUCAUCGCGAUAUCAAGCCACCUAACGUGUUUCUGGACUCAGAGGGAACUGUAAAGCUGGGAGAUUUUGGUCUCGCCGUUCGACCUGCAAAAGCCACGGAAGAGGAGGGCAGUAACGGCGACUCCUUCCCUUCCGGAGAAACUGUGAUAGACGCGAUAUUGUCCAAGUCAAACGGGUCAUCUACUGCCGAAUUGUAUGGACGGCUGAAGCUGGAAAAGCUGGAGAGUACAAGGGUUAUCGGCCGGUCAAGCGUCCUGCAAAAUAGUAAUCUAGUGACGACAAUGUCGGCGGACGUGGUUGGCGGCAGUAUCACUACUGGCGUCGGUACCGCGUUCUAUCGGGCACCCGAGCAAGAGAGAGAAGGGCAGCGGUAUGAUCAGAAGGCGGAUCUGUUCUCGCUUGGUAUAAUGUUCUUUGAAAUGUGGUCACCGCCGUUCACGACGCUGAUGGAGCGUGCACAAGCACUCGUUGGACUAAGGGAGAAGCACGAAUUACCAGGAGCAUUCUGCGCGCCAGAUGAUGUGAAAAAGAUAAUUUUGUGGCUUUGUGAGCAUGAUCCAUCCAGACGGCCAAACGCGAAGGAGCUACUGGCGAGCCCGCUAUUGCCUGCAAAGAUAGAGAUAGAAGGAUUAUAUCUUCGAGAGGCUUUGAAAACUCUCGCAAACCCACAGGGCAAAUUCUUUGGGCAGCUUAUUGAUGCCCUGGUAUCACAGGAGCCCCUUACUCACGCCGACUAUACUUACGACCACCUAGAGUCCGUCAAAAUGCGCACCUACGAGAUCCAGUUACGCACGAGAACAUACGUCAGGAGCGUUCUACAGAAAGUGUUCCAGCGCCAUGGAGCCGUUGAAAUCUCAACACCGCUGCUUAUGCCGCGGUUAUCUGAGCAAAGCUUCAACAACAUCACCCUAAACACCCCGUCAAGCGCAUCAAUGAUGCUAGAUGGUAAUGGCGUGUCAGUAUCGCUUCCGUUCGACUUGACAGAGAGACUUGCUCGCUUCGUAGCACGGCACAACGUUUCACGUCUGAAAUGUUUCCAAUUCGACCGAGUAUAUCGGAAGAGCGUUGGUGGUUGUCAUCCGCGGGAGUUCACCGAGUCUGACUUUGACAUUAUUUGGGAUGACGGAGGCUGUUUUCGUUUCUUGGAGCUAGAAGGUAUAGAAGUGGUCUCAGGUGUGAUCAAGGCACUACCGAGCUGUCUGGGCUCCUACUAUUUGCGCUUCAAUGACGCUCGAAUGACGUGCGGCAUUCUUGAUCUUUGUCACGUUCCCAGCAGUGCUCGUCGCGAGGUGCUGCGGCUUCUUUCGAACCAAGUUUCAUACUAUGUGCACGCUGGUCCGUCUUCUACUCAAGCUCCAAGCCUUAAGCCAGGACGCUGGAAGUUUAUCGCAAAGCGAAUGAAACAUUAUGGAGCGCCUGAAAGCUCUAUUGACGCACUAAAGCCGUUCUUCCUGCUACCGGAGGAUUGCCUCACGUCGCUUGACAUGAUUGAGUUGGAGGUGCAAAAACUCUUUGCAAACAAUCGGGCUCGUGCAAACAGUGAUUCAGUGACAGCAGGAGAUGGUGGUAGUAGUUCUGCAUCUUUGGUAGACCGCAAACAGACCCAAAAGCGUGAUGCACAGCUACGACGCGUUGUCAAAGAUGUGAACGAGGGUACUACAUCAUUGCGCUUGUUGUUGCAAGGCAUGCAGUUUCUUCAAUUGUCGGGUCCAGUGUGCACACGAUUGGAUUUGGGGUUGAGCCCACGUCCCGAGCGUUAUACGUCAGGUUUCAUAUUUCAGGCAAUACUGCUGGAGGAAGCCACGUAUGGUGGGCAAAUUAGUAACGCGACUGCGUCACUAUUAUUUGCAACGACAAAUGACCAAAUUAUCAUUGCUGAGGGUGGACGCUACGACGCUUUGAUUUCACGCUUUAAGCUCACAACGGCGUACGCAAACGCCUCACCGGUCGCUGCAAUGGGUGUACGUUUUGCCAUUGAUAAGAUUGUAUCGUUGCUAGCUGAGUCUAUGUGUCCUGCCUUGUUGGAAUUGAAAUCUCGAGCUAUAGAUAUCUUGACGGGCGGCCGUAAGGUUUUGAUUUGUUCGGCAGGUAAGGCAUCUGAGACAAUGCUUUUUCGAAUGCAGAUUGCAAUGCUGUUAUGGGAACACAGUAUUAGUGCCGAUUAUUUGCACCCAGAACCGCUGCACCUUGAAGACCUUGAAGAUUAUUGCGCUCAACAAAACAUACAAUGGAUGGUGAUUGUGCAGAGUCACAUGAUGAAAGAAAAGCAGCAGGUGAAGAUCCGUGCAGUGAAGAACCAUUCUGACGCUGAUGUGGUGACAAGUGUGACAUCAUUACCAGAGUGCAUUGCCGAGCUACAGGCACAUUUUGGCAAAUGCUGUCACGGUGACAUUCUAGCUGGUGGCGGUCGUGGAACUGAUAAUUAUGGAGAAAGCAUGCACAGCAGCAGCAAGAACAGCAGCAGUGGCGGUAUUUUGUCAGUGUCUGGUACGACGUUGCAGCCAAUUUUUGAUGUACGGGUGGUUGAUGCAAAGUAUCAAUCGCGAGACAGGAAUUACCGGAAUUAUCAGCUUGAUACACAAAAAGUCACACGUCGUGUAUCAAAGUGGAUUUCCUCGAGUUUUUCAUCUCGUGGCGAUGAAGCAAUGAAAGUUUUGUCUGUCGAUCUUCCAUUUGCGCUUGUACGAGAGAUGUCAUCGGUAUUAAUGGAAGACGGACGUGAUGGGAUUGACAUUCUGUGCAGUAAGCAUUCACGAUAUCGAAAACAGCUCAAGUACAUUAUGGAAGAGAUUUUGACUUUGAUUCCUGACUCAACGUCACGUGGUACUACUGGUCGGGAACGAUAUGUACUCUUGCAUAGCAUGAUAGAUGAUCGAUAUGAUAUGAUGUCACUUACUUUGCCUAGAAAGUAUUCUCGGAAGAAGAACUAA
This is a messenger RNA of Peronospora belbahrii, 4566 nucleotides long. NCBI's taxonomy places the organism in Eukaryota, Oomycota, Peronosporomycetes, Peronosporales, Peronosporaceae. The record is from the annotation of a GenBank genome assembly.